Chrysemys picta bellii (western painted turtle) is the source of this 10641-nucleotide messenger RNA. It is a transcript of the gene MAP3K13, whose product is annotated as mitogen-activated protein kinase kinase kinase 13. Gene Ontology annotation, biological process: signal transduction; protein autophosphorylation. Gene Ontology annotation, molecular function: MAP kinase kinase kinase activity; ATP binding. The record is from RefSeq and is a predicted model, not a curated record. Gene Ontology annotation, cellular component: cytoplasm. NCBI's taxonomy places the organism in Eukaryota, Metazoa, Chordata, Testudines, Emydidae.
GGCACUUCUCCCCGCCGCGGCAACUCUGGGGUUAGGGCUGCAGGAUAGGUGCCCUGGCCCCAGCAGGUCCGUGCCUGGGGCCGCGCUUGGGCUGGGCCGGGCCACAGCAGAGUUGGGGCCGGGGGAGGGGUGCUCCUCCCCCGACUGCAGCAGGUCCCCAGGUGGGUUCCUUGAGCGCCUGUGUGGUGCUAAAUAGGCUGCUGCACAGCUCACAGGGAACUUAUAUCAGGUCUACUAUCUAUCCCUGUGGAAUCCUAUUAGACACCCCAUCAUGAUUCCUGAUUGACAACUACUUUUUGAGAUCAGUGAACUAGCAAGUUCUUAAUCCUUUUGUGUGAUUUAUUGAUAUUGUAUAAUGUUAAAUUUGUAAUUAGAAUGUCAUGUUGUAAAAAGUCAAAAAUGCCUUAAAAAAUCCUAAAUUUUUUACAUCCGUACAGUUACCUUUAUCAACCAGACUUGUAAUCUCAUCCAAGAAUGAAAUCAGGUUUGUUCGAUCAGACCUAUUUUUCAUAUAACCAUGUUUACUGGCAUUAAUUAUAUUCCUGUCUUUUAAUUUUUUUUUAUCAAUUGGAUAUCAUAUCAGCUUUUCUGUUGUUUUGCCUGGGAUUGAUAUAAGGCUAAGCAGCCUAUAUUUACCUCAUCCUACUUGCCCUUUUUUAGCAUGACAUUAGUACUCUUUUGGAAUUUCCAUGGUAUUCUAAGAUUUAUUAACAUAAGUGAGCCAGACAUCUCCUCAGCCAACUCUUUUAGGACUGUUGGGUGCAAGUUAUCCGGGCCUGCUGAUUUUAAAAUGUUUAUGCCUCAUGGAUGUUGUUUAAUAUCCUCCUUGGUUAGUAAAUGACCGGAAAGUACUUAAUGUACCUAUAUCGCACAAGGGAUGAUGAUCCUGCUCCUUUCCAAAUACAGAAAAGAAAUAUUCAUUGUACCCUGCGUUUACUGAGUCAUUGACAAUUUUAUCAUAUCCAUCUAGUAAUGGAGCAUACCAUUGCUAGGAUUUCAUUUGUUCCUAAUAUACUUUAAAAAACUCCUCCUUAUUGUGCUAACCCCACCAGCCAUGAAUUGUUCCCUGAUGUCUUUAGCUUCCCUUAUCAAUUUUCCAUACUUCAUAACUUCUUAUUUAUAUUGAUUGCUGUCUCUUUCCUCUUUUUUCAUGUGUUUUAUAUUGCUCUUUAAAUUUCUAGUUGUUGCCUUCACUUUGCCACUGAACCGGGAUUCUUUGAACCAAAGUUAUCCUCUUUCUUCCCUGUGGAUUUGUGGCUUUUGGGCCAUCUAAUAAAAUCUGCUUAAAGAACUCUCAACUUUUGUUCACAUUUCUGUCUAAUUUUUUCUUCACAUACAGUAUCUAGCUUACGCUUCACACCCUGUGCUAUGUUGCGUGUCUGUCUGCCUGUGGGCCUUAACUCCAGGUCAGGGUAGUUUUUGUUUGGUGUUUUUUGCCAAUAGUGUAAAUUCAAGAUGGAAAUUAUUCUCUCUGUAAAAUUAAUGCAAACAGCAACUGCUAUGGCGAUCUAAUUGGGAGUCCAGGAGGGAGAGGGGUUUGCACUGGUGUUCAGAAAUGGGUGUGCCUUUGGCACAGGUGCUUGGCUAAUUUGCUGUGACGUGUAGAUGGAGUGUCCAUUGUGCCUAGAGUUCAGGAUGUGGCUGCAAAUUUAGAAUCCUGCUCACUUAGAUUUUCAGUCUCUGAAUUUCCUGAUAUUACAGAUUUCAGUCAAUCCUUUUGUAUUGCUGUAAUAUAGAUUUGUAGGGAGUGGUUUUCUUUUUGUUGUAUUAGUGCUUUUGCAUUAUUGAUCUGACACAAAACCCCACUGUAUUUUGCUUGCAGGUGCCUUCCAAUAUAUGCUUAUAUUUUGGUUAUUAUUAACUUAUAAUAUCCAGGAACUGUAAUUCUGAAAGAAAAUGGACAGAAGUAAGUCCUUUUUCUGCUUACCAAAUACAUUUUGUUUGUAUAACAGAUGGUGGUUAUUUGGAUAUGCUUUUAUCAUACAGGGAAUAUGGCUGGACAGAAACUCAUAAGAGAAGUCACUAAAUGGAAUUAUAGCUUCUGUUCCUUUCAGCAGAAUGGCGGCAAUGAUGUAUUUUAUCAAAUUCCUCUGUGUAUCUCAGUCAUUAACAAUAAUGUUUUCAUUAUCAUCCUUACACACACACACGCGUCCCUCCCAGCUGGUAGGCUGUGUGUCAUAACCCUGAGAGGCUCUGUUACCGAGGUCUGAUUGGUGGGCUCUGUUUAUUCUGUGACCAGAUUCUUCUAAAAGAAGGCAGGCCAUAGCUGUCUGAAGCUGAUUGGCUGUCCCCCUCUGACUUCCCCCAUUUCCCUUUCAGAGCACACACCACAGAAAGCUCUGUGCUGAAUCCUAACACAUCCCAAUUUACAUCCAUUCAUGAAUCUGUGACGUCAGCAAGCUUCUGUGCUCCUUUUGCAGUGGCUGCAGGAUUGUGUGGGUGGAAUUUCCUUUUAGUUUGCUAAGCUUUUUUUUUACCUUCCAUCUUUUUAAACCAAGAAAAUGGACCAUCAUGUGUAGGAAUUCUCCAUCCUUGUCCUGGGGCCAUUUGUUGCAUCUGAAUUGUGUAUCGUUAGUUCUCUAAGCACCGUAUCGUACUACCUGUUUCAUGCACAUGCACGGCACCAUGGCCAGUCCUCAGGAGCACCUGAGCUGGCCUUCCUCUACAAACUUGAUCAACAAAACUUUCAGUGAAGACAAAGACUUCAGUGGGAUACAUGGUGAUCAUGCACCCACCGGAAACCAUCCUUCACCUGAGAUCAUAGAGGAUGUGCGAGAGAAGGGCUUACUUCAGGCAGAUCUAAUAGAAAGUGUGGGCAGUCCAGUCACCACAGCGGUGUUGACCAGCGUCAGCGAGGACUCUAGGGACCAAUUUGAGAACAGUGUGCUGCAGUUGAGAGAACAGGAUGAAGCUGAAACAGCUGUGCCUCAGGGCAACAGUAACACGAUGGAUGUAGAGAAUAACAGUGGGACAGAUGACAUUAAAAUCCAGUUCAGCAGAUCCGGCAGUGGGAGCAGUGGGUUUCUUGAGGGACUUUUUGGCUGUUUGAGGCCAGUAUGGAACAUCAUAGGGAAAGCAUACUCCACAGACUACAAACUGCAGCAACAAGAUACAUGGGAAGUUCCAUUUGAGGAGAUCUCAGAGCUGCAGUGGUUGGGCAGUGGAGCACAAGGAGCUGUCUUCUUAGGCAAAUUCCGAGCGGAGGAGGUGGCAAUCAAGAAAGUGAGAGAACAGAAUGAAACAGACAUCAAGCACUUGCGGAAGCUGAAGCAUCCUAACAUCAUAGCCUUCAAGGGAGUUUGCACUCAAGCCCCAUGUUACUGUAUUAUCAUGGAGUACUGUGCACAUGGACAGCUCUAUGAAGUGCUACGAGCAGGUCGGAAAGUCACGCCUCGGCUGCUUGUGGACUGGUCCACAGGGAUCGCAAGUGGAAUGAAUUAUUUACACCUUCAUAAAAUCAUCCACCGAGACCUCAAGUCACCAAAUGUAUUAGUCACUCAUACAGAUGCAGUAAAAAUUUCAGAUUUUGGUACAUCUAAAGAACUCAGUGAUAAAAGUACAAAAAUGUCCUUCGCGGGCACCGUGGCUUGGAUGGCCCCAGAGGUGAUACGGAAUGAGCCCGUCUCUGAAAAAGUGGAUAUCUGGUCAUUUGGGGUAGUUUUGUGGGAGCUGCUUACAGGAGAGAUUCCAUACAAGGAUGUAGACUCCUCAGCUAUCAUCUGGGGAGUGGGCAGUAACAGCCUGCACCUUCCUGUCCCUUCCACCUGUCCAGAUGGGUUCAAAAUCCUCAUGAAGCAAACAUGGCAGAGCAAGCCCCGGAACCGUCCCUCUUUCCGACAGACGCUGAUGCACCUAGACAUCGCAUCUGCUGAUGUUCUUGGCACCCCUCAGGAGACUUAUUUCAAAUCCCAGGCUGAAUGGAGAGAAGAAGUAAAGAAGCACUUUGAGAAAAUUAAGAGUGAAGGAACUUGCAUACACCGGCUAGAUGAAGAGCUAAUUCGUCGCCGAAGAGAAGAGCUCAGGCACGCGUUAGAUAUCCGUGAACAUUAUGAGAGGAAGCUAGAGCGAGCCAAUAACUUGUACAUGGAGCUCAGCGCCAUCAUGCUGCAGCUGGAGGUCCGCGAGAAGGAGCUUAUUAAACGGGAACAAGCUGUGGAAAAGAAAUAUCCUGGGACUUACAAGCGUCAUCCAGUCAGACCAAUAAUCCACCCCAUUGCGGUAGAGAAGCUGAUGAAGAGGAAGGGGGUCUCUCAUAAGCCAGGGAGCCAGACGAAACGGCCAGACCUGCUGAAAUCAGAGGGCAUAUCCAGUGCGGAGGUGGCACCCAAUGGCUCACCAGUCUCAGGAAGUCCCAAAAUGUCAACACUCAGUAACAAAGGCCGAUACCGCUGCAAACCACGUCACCGACGAGGGAACAGCAAAGGCAGCUAUAAUGAAUUUGCAGGGAUCUUGAAAAAUCAGCCAGCACACGACAACUCACCACAGCCACCUCAUUAUCAUCAUCAUCCUCAUUCUCAUCUUCCCAGCCUACAGCAGCACCAGCAGCAUAGCCACCCCCAUUACCAUGGCCAUCACCCCAGGCUAAACAUCCAGGGGCAAGACAUCGCGAACUGUGCGAACAACCUGAGGUACUUUGGCCCUGCAGCAGCCCUGCGGAGCCCUCUCAGUAACCAUGCCCAAAGGCGCAUGUCCGGCUCCAGCCCCGAUCUCAUCUCUACUGCUAUGGAAGCAGAUUGUCGGAGGAAUUUGGAGAAUGAGGAACACAAGGUUGAUCACUGGCAGUGUUGUAAAGCAGACCCACACAACCCCUGUCCUCAGUCCAGGCAGGUGAACAGUGGUCAGAAACAGAUGCCGUCCAUUGAACCAGGGAUGAACCACCCUGAAUCAACAACAUGUGGUCCCUUGUAUGAAAAGGCCCAGCUUCCUGAAAAGAUGAAGGAGGAAGACCUCAACAGCUGCAAGUCAGUGUCCUUGCUAGGCACCCCUCAACACCAGGCUGCCCCAGUGCUACCUUGCAAACCGAGACCUAUUCAAAAGAGUGGUGACGACUCUUCAGAACAGGAAGAAGGAGAAGUGGACAGUGAAGUGGAGUUCCCACGGAGACAGAGGCCUCACCGCUGCAUUAGUAGCUGCCAGUCCUACUCAACCUUCAGCUCUGAGAACUUCUCUGUGUCCGAUGGAGAGGAGGGGAACACCAGCGACCACUCAAACAGCCCAGAUGAGCUGACCAACAGGCUGGAAGACCAGCUGACUGAGAAGCUGGAGGACAUGCUGUCCCAGACUCCGGAAAUCCCCAUCGAGAUCUCCACUCAGUCUGAUGGUCUUUCGGACAAAGAGUGCGCCGUGCGCAGGGUGAAGACACAGAUGUCAUUGGGCAAGCUCUGUGCAGAUGAACACAGCUGUGAGAACCAGGCACAGUUUGGAGAAUCGGAUUGUGACUCUUCCGAGGGGGAGUGUUCUGAUGCAACCGUCAGGACCAAUAAGCCCUGCAGUUCUGCUACUUGGUAAUGACAAAUUCCCCACGAAAGCCCUCCUGAUACUGGCAUUUGGAUUCCCCAAGACUCCCUUCAUUUCCCCCACCCCCUCAUACUUUGACAGGAAGAGAAACUGAUUCUCCUUCCCAUCCCAGAAAUGAUCUGCAAUAACUUGAAUCUCUGGAAAAAUGUCCAAAUGAAAUUAAUUCUCACUGAGCAUUUCAAUCAAGAAUGGCAGGGAUGUAUUUUAUUGAAUAAUCUAGCUACUGUAACAUUGAUAUUUAUUUUUAUUUUUUUUUACAUUUUAACACUUUUUACUGUAAAGAGUGGACUAUAUAUCAAGAGAGACAAUAAUUUGUUGCAAAAAAGUUAAAAAGCAAGCAAAUGAGAGACACAUCCUUGUGAGUCUUACAUAAAUAGCAUGAUGGACACAUCAGAAUCUACUGCUGCUCUCCCAAGGGACCAGGCCUCAUGGCCCUAAAUGUUGGAGAAUAGAUAAAGAGAAACAAACCAAUCAGUUUUAUCAAAUGAAGAAGCAUAAGAGAAACCUUGCUAAAAGGUAACCUAUGAACAAAUGGCAUUCAGUAUAACCAGCUGGGUCACUUUUAAUCAGAAAGUGGACAUGUUCCUGGAGAAAUUUGGUACCAAGGUGCUUACAUCCAGGGUCUUCUGAAUCAAUACAUUCCCCCAGGAAUGUGAUAAUGGGGGUUAAUUUAUGGGGUUUUGGUUUAUUUUUUAAUCAGCAUUUUGUUGUGAGAUCCUGCAGAUGUAUUCUAACCUCAUUCUCUCUCAAGACUUGCUAUAACAGCACUUUUUACCAUCACCAAUCAUCUUCACUAUGGCAGACAAAACAGUGUGAAUUUCCAGCUGAGCAGAGAAAGAUCUUUCAGCUGCAGAGUGCCAUUUUCCCACAGUUUACUUCCUCUCUUUACUUCCCUUCGUCCAUUUGUUUCCUUUGAUUAAAAAAAAAAAAUCAAAUCAGUGCUGGAAACACAAGAAGCAUGGAAAGCACAUUCUGCAAAGCCUGAGAACUAGUCUGGGGAAGAAACCGGAGACACCUGUACUGAACCUUCAGCGGCAACCUCUCACCUAUCAUAACAUCACACAACUGGCCAGCGCCAAGGGAGACAGCUGUGUAUUGGGAGCAAACCAGGGAAUACAUUGGCCUGGACAACAGUAUCAACCCUCCCUUUCUUCUGUUUAUUAAUGAUUUGGUUUUGGAAGCAUUAACAGCUGCCUGCCCUUCAUGUCAGGCUUGGUGUAAAACAGAAAGCAAAAUUUGGAUUCAGUUACCUAAGGGGUGGGUGGGAGAGGAGAGAGCACUUGAUUUUGGUUGUGGGUGUUUUAUGUGGGGGACCUCAAAGAGUGUAUCCCACUUCUGUAAAUUCCAGCCUGGAGGAGAAACUGAUGCAUUGUGGGGGUAUCUGAAAGGCAGAGGCACUGACAUUUGAGUGACCAGCCUAGCACUCCCAGGGGCCUCACUGGGCCUUCCGUUCAGAAACAAACGGCUCCUUUUAACUGACACACAGAACAAAGAUUUUAGUCCGUUUCUCAGUUAUUUUCCCUCUGGAACAAUUUCAGCUCUGCCUCAAGAGACCUGGGAAAGGCAGCUUCUCUUCCUCAUGGUCUGGCUAGCAUGGAUAGAGCAGUGUGUCCUGGGGAAAUCAGCCCUCUUAUAGAAGCCAUGCAUGAGCCUCAGAUGACCGGCAGGAAUGGACCGUAGGCAGGUUCUUCUGUUGCUUUUUUUUGUUUACAUUUUAUGUUAAAAUGUUGAUUUGAACGUAGCCUUGAUAAUUUAUAGCCUAGUGGCAAGAAUGAAGGAAAAUGUUUUGCUUAUACAAAGAGCAGUAUUGUAUGAGUUAAAUUAUUCCAUAUUUUAAAAUUUUUGUAGCUGGACUACAUGUAGAUCUUAAGUUAUUACAUUAUUUUAUUUAUUAACUUUUCUGUAGAUCAGAAGGUUGGCUUUACUGCUAGCACAAUUGUUCUCUCUUCAUGUGAUGUUAUUUCCUUCUUGUGCAUCAUAGAAGGAUGGGAGCAGAGCUGGUUUCAGGGGCUGUCAGUAUUUGCUCCCCUGCUGUGACCUCUGCUGGUGUCAUGCAGAGCACAGUCAUUCUGGAGGCUGUGUCAGUCUGGGCUGGCCUGCAAGGCGAAGGAGGAGGUACUCAGUUUCAUGGGCUUUAGAGAUCUUCCACACGGGUGAAACUGUGCAGUUUGGGUUUGCUCCUGAUUAACGGAGGGACAGCAGGGUGUGAGGGUUGGGGGGGAGGCAGAUGGAGUGAGGGGAAAGGGUUGGACAGGAGCGAGUGCUUUAUAGUGAGAAAUAAGCAAAAAGUUUUGAGCGAGCUUCUCUGGAUAAGCAUUCUGGGCUGCUAGUACAGAGCAGGGCAUCAAUUCUAGUGGUAGUGCUACAGAGGAGGUCCCAAAUGCUCGCAUAAAACAGCUAGAUAAAGGAGGAGAGAGGACCAACAGCCACCCUGUAGAAAUUGAAGGCAGGGGCCAGAUUGACCACCACAAAUGCAGGGGGGACCAAAUUCAGUGUGCCAGGGAUGGGGAGGUUCACCCCAAAAUGGAAUGCUGAUGCCUGGCCCUGCAGAGAGCUUUAAGCUCCAGCAGAGGCUGUGCUGCUAAGGGUGAUCUGGACUGUGAUGUGCAGAGAGGGCACUCAUGUGCCAAGCCAGCCCUGCUCACCUGAGAUGUCAAGUGUUUUCUUAAGAGAGCGCUCAUUUCCCAAGGCAGCCGUAGAGCAUAGGCAAGAAGGGACCGUCCGACCUCAUGCUGUAGACUGCCAGAGCCCUGAGUUAGGUGCUUCGACUCCAUAUCAAUCAGACCCUGCCUGAGAAGGCAUGAAGGAUUCCCUGGUGCCCACAGGAGUUGUUUUGCCAGCACGCAGAGAUAGUGGUAGCCCCUGGUGAGUGACAUGAGGGAGUUCUCUGAAAGUUCUUAGACUUACAAUAGCACCUGCUAACAUAUACUGGGAAGCAUGUGAGUUUUGUGGCCCUACCUGCUUUCUGUACUGUACGCCUCUUUAGGCUUCUUCAUGGCCUUGCCUUCAACCACAUUGCUCAGCUCCACUGUCUGUCACAAUCACUCCUCACUCUCAUGGAGAGGCAGUACAAAAUCAUCCCCUUUGGUGUGAGCACUCUCUGCCCUAGCAUUGGUCUGCUGCCCCUGUUCAUACUCAGAGGCACUUCCCCCAUUACCUGCUGGCAGGUAUCUGAAAUCCUGCCAACAGUUAGUGCCUCCCUCAGGACUCCUUCUAGUGUUUUUGCUCCUUGUACACUGGUAGCAUGCGGACAGCAGCUAUGCUGUAUGAGGUGCCGGGCUCUCCUGGGUCAUGACUGGAUCUUGGUGUGCACUGUGCAAUAGCUCAGGCAGCCCCUGAGUGCACCUGUGCUUGUCUCCAUCCCAGAAGGUUCAACAUGGUCUAGUUUUGCAUCUGCCCUUAAUUGAAGGCAUGUGCACUUUUCCCAGCAAAGAGUAUACCAUGCAUGUGAGGAUGUCCUGGCACUGGAGCCCCUGGCCUACAUUCCACACACACUCAUGGCAGCUUCCCUCUAACGUUCCAAACCUCUACACACCCUGAAACAACAGGUACUUAAAAAGGAAAAACCUACCAGAGCCAAUCACCCCCAAUUUUACUGGGCCAAGGAUCAAAGCAGGCAGCGGUCAGGUGUAGGUCAGAAGCAAUUUUAAGGUCCAAGAUCUUGUCAUCAGAAACUGUGAAGCCCUGGGAUCUGGAUAUUUCAGUUCUUGCUUCUGUCCCGAGAUAUCGGGCCUCAAACAUGCCACACUAUAGCACAUAGAACAACUAUUACGUGUGGAAGUUUCCAACCUAUUAUUUAGUCCCCAUCAGACUAGAUGACCUAAUGGUCCUAUCCAGCCUUGAACUAUGAUCAUUUCUGGGCUCCCCUUGCCCAGGGUGCUGCACACUUGGAUUUAUGUCACUCAGGCAGGCUGCCUUUCCAAGCCAAGGGAUGGAGCAACAGCCUGAGCUGUUUUUAAAAACUCCUUGAAACAUCAGUGAAAUAGUUUGCUCUGUAAACCAUGUCUUAUCCAGCAUAGGUUGCUGCAGGGCGUUCAGGGGUUUGUUUUGGAGUGCUGGCUUUGUCACUCUCAAAAAGUGCUGCUAUAACUGAUAGCACAUCCCAUCGCCACUGUCCCUCCAUAAGGGCAGGGCCUCACACAUCGCUGUAUGUCUGAUUCCACAGCACUGGGAGCUUUUAUAAAUAGUGUGCAGAGGGUGAAAACCAAACCAAGGUAUAGGAGUAGGAUAAAAGUCCUAAGGCUACAGGUGCUGGCGCUCCUGAGGAGUGCUAGGUACCAUAUUUCUGAACGGGGGUUGAGUUUAUGAAAGUAUUCAAGGAACAAGGUAGCCUGAGGAAUACUGUAGUAAGGAUCAUAAUCUGACCUGUGACAUGAAUAAAAUCCAUGCACCUGUGCCAGUGUUGGUGCAGUCUGAUGUGCCAAGGUAGGAAGGAGCAGGCCAGGUUUUGUAUUUCCAGGCAAUAGUUCUGUAACGUCUGCAAAGGAAUGUGUCCAUUGUAUUGCAAAGUCUAGACUUCAUUCACUGGUUAGACUGUAGCUCUUAGGAAGGUGAGAACUAGAGGCCAAGGCUGUAAGCCCAGUGUAACCUCACCGAAGCAUGUUGACUUACUGUGGAUUUACACGGGUGGAGCUGAGCGCAGGUGCCGCUGUCUGGCUUGAGUGCAGAGUUUGCACUAGGGGAUUACAAAGGGUGAGCUGCAGGUGGAAGCACUAGUAACAGUGCCAUUCGGCCUGGGCAAGGGCAGGCUCGAAAUGCCCAGAGAACAGCCCCGUGAGUAGACAGGCUACUUCAUUUUCUUUUCUUCCCUAUAAACUCUCCCUCCCAGGAGAAGGGUGAGUUGUGGGCUCACUGCCCACUCCUCACCCAGCAUGGCUUCUGACAGCUCCUCAACACCAGCCUGGCUUCUGGCGUUUAUGGUUAAUGUUGUUUUUCCCACUGUGUGUUAAAAGUGACCAUUUCAUCUCAGCCCUUCCCAGUGUCUCACAUCUCCCUUUCUCUCCUCCUUGCGCUGUGGCUUCCUGAUACAAACUUGAUUUCUGUACUGAACAGUGUACAGUGAUGGGAACAAGAAUGAGUGUCAAAGCAAACAAAUGCAUGGAAUAAAAAGCCAGUGUACUUCAA